CCAUUUCAGUUCAGUUUAAGUUCCCUCAAAACCCUUAAAACUUCAUCUCGCCGGAGAGAUAAAUAAUCUCCGUCCGGCAUGGCGUCAAACCAACAGGAAGGCUACGCAGAUGAUUUCUUAGAGCAAAUUCUAGCGAUUCCUUCUUAUGCUGAUGUUGGCACUCCCUCAGAAACGACGUCGUUUAACUCCUCGGCGAGUGCCGUAUCUCAUCAUCUUAAUAACUCUGUUCCCGGUGGCGGACUACAUCAGCAACCGUUGUUUCCGUUGGGAUUAAGCUUGGAUAACGGACGUGAUGACGUCACCGACCCUGCUGCUUAUGCUGUCAAGCAUGAAAGAGAAGGGAUGAAUAUCGGAAAUUUAUAUGCAGGUCUAGAACAACAUUUGCAUUCUCAUGCAGUUCGACACGCUGUGCCUCCUGUUCACCAUGUCCAGCCUUUUCAAGGUCCUCCAACGACAAGCACAACAGUAACGGUACCGCACCCACCUUCAAUUCGUCCUAGGGUUCGAGCUCGAAGGGGACAAGCCACAGAUCCACAUAGCAUUGCUGAGAGGCUGAGAAGAGAGAGGAUAUCAGAAAGAAUAAAGGCUUUGCAGGAACUGGUACCCAGCUGCAAUAAGACAGAUAGGGCCGCAAUGCUUGAUGAGAUUCUGGACUAUGUGAAGUUCUUAAGGCUUCAAGUUAAGGUACUGAGCAUGAGUAGGCUGGGAGGAGCCAGUGCGGUGGCACAACUUGUUGCUGACAUUCCGUUGCAAUCUGUGGAGGGGGACAGUGGUGAAAGUAGAUCCAACCAGCAUAUCUGGGAUAAGUGGUCCAAUGCCGACACAGAACAAGAGGUUGCUAAGCUCAUGGAGGAAGAUGUUGGCGCGGCCAUGCAAUACCUUCAGUCUAAAUCCCUCUGCAUCAUGCCCAUAUCACUUGCUGCACUCAUCUAUCCUACUCAGCAACCGGAUGACCAGUCACUGAUCAAGCCUGAACCGGCAGCCCCAUCAUAGACCUCCAAUUCGUUGCACGUGCCUCUGAGAACUCCUAAUGGUCCUGUGUCCCACCCCUCCUUUGUGUCCUUACCUACCAUCACUUUGUAUUUUUCUCUGCAAUUGGUGGCAAUGCAAUCAAUGUCAGAUGCCACAACUUUUGCUUUUAGCCCAACCAUUGGCCCCUGUUAUUACCUUUCUGGAGUUCCGUCAAACAAGGCAUGAUGUCAUACCUUGGACAAAGUUAAGCACCCAAUCAAUUAGCAUCAUUUUCAGAUGAGGUGAGCUUCUUUUUCAAAGUUAUCUAUGAUUAACAGCUCUUCCCCCAUUUUGUUGUGGGAUUGUGGGGACUCCCUUUUAUCCUUUGCAUAGUGGAUGGUGGGGGCGUUGUAAAAGUAACCAACUGGUUGUUGUAAAGUGUAAUGUAAUUUUAGUAUAUUAUUGCAAUGGAUAGUUGAAGUUGCUCUCCCCCGAAAAA
Messenger RNA from Lycium ferocissimum, 1450 nucleotides. RefSeq names its product transcription factor UNE12-like. Gene Ontology annotation, biological process: regulation of transcription by RNA polymerase II. Gene Ontology annotation, molecular function: DNA-binding transcription factor activity, RNA polymerase II-specific; RNA polymerase II cis-regulatory region sequence-specific DNA binding; protein dimerization activity. Lineage: Eukaryota; Viridiplantae; Streptophyta; Magnoliopsida; Solanales; Solanaceae. The transcript has 7 exons. Gene Ontology annotation, cellular component: nucleus. The record is from RefSeq and is a predicted model, not a curated record. Bases 79 to 993 code for a protein of 304 amino acids.